Leptosia nina is the source of this 414-nucleotide messenger RNA. NCBI's taxonomy places the organism in Eukaryota, Metazoa, Arthropoda, Insecta, Lepidoptera, Pieridae. The record is from the annotation of a GenBank genome assembly.
AUGCCCCGCAUUUAUACAAUCAUUUUUGUGACAACUUUUGAAAAAGUUUUCAGUUCUCUCGCGAAGUCACAGAGAUCGAACGCAGUUUCGCGGCGGGAAACGAUCGCUGCGACGUUAGUUAGCGAAAAGAGGUCGUUCGAGUUUGCCGGCGUCGAGGCGAGAUACGUAGUGCGAGGGUCGAGGGGCGGAGGGGGCGCGAGGCAGCGGAGGGGCGACGCCCGCUCGCCGGCGACUCGGCGCAGCGCGGCGCUCGACGGACGCCGACUGAAGGCGCGGAAUCGAUACGCUUCCGCCGCGUGCCCGCGCCCGCAGUACCUGCUCGCGACACAGGCGCAGACUACUCGCUGGGUGCCAAUUCUGCUAUUUACAAUUGCAUAUCACUGGCGUGUCGCUAGAGUCGAUUAUACCGCUUAA